Messenger RNA from Aphis gossypii (cotton aphid), 3526 nucleotides. Its product is annotated as heterogeneous nuclear ribonucleoprotein L-like. Lineage: Eukaryota; Metazoa; Arthropoda; Insecta; Hemiptera; Aphididae. The transcript has 2 exons. Gene Ontology annotation, biological process: regulation of RNA splicing; mRNA processing. Gene Ontology annotation, cellular component: nucleus. Gene Ontology annotation, molecular function: mRNA binding. Bases 947 to 2233 code for a protein of 428 amino acids. The record is from RefSeq and is a predicted model, not a curated record.
CGCGUCUCCCUCCGCCAGUUUUCCACUCACUUGUCGCGCGACACGCACACACGCCGAACGCGCCACUCGCGCGCGCCCGCCUUAUCGUCGUAGUCGUCGUCGUCGUCGUCAUUAUUUACGGACCAUCCGAUCGCGGGCGAUCACCGUGAUCAGUGCGCGUUCGAUGUCCGAACAUUUCCGGCACGGCGCUUAGUACGGUCCGUUCAAUCGCCCGAGGCAGGUCGUGUUUUUGUUUUUUCGUCGUCGUCGUCGUUGUUGUUGCUACGUUCCGAUCCGUCGAUAAUAUAAUUCGACAACAACAACAACAACAAUAAUAAUAAUAAUAAUAAUUUACUAAUUAUUAUUAUUAUUAUUACCGACAUCACCGUUUGAGUGCGCGCGCAAUAUUGUCGCGUGUUAGUGCGUGCGGGCGACUUUCGCGGUUUGUAUUGUAAAGUUGCGUGCGUGCGCGCCUCCACGAGAGAUAUCGAGACAAAAUGGCGUCGGUCUUAUGAUAGCGCUGGUCUGAGGUGCACUAUAUAUAUAUUAUCGUUUUUUAAUAUCGUAAAUAUUAUACGUUCAAACGUUUCAAACGUCGUUACUCGCUUUUACGAUACUAUCGUCGUUGUCGUGCUCGGCGCCGCUGCGGGUAUGUGAAACGAUGUCCGCAAAAUGGUCCCGAUCGACGACCGUGACAUCAUCGUUGUCGUCCGUACCGUUUUGACGCGAUCAAUUCUUCUCGGUUUCGUCGAUUCUUCCGCCCAAAGUGCCAUGUAGUCCUUUGAAAUCCGUUCGCGCUCUGCUUCCUCGUCUUAUCUCCGUUCUAACUCCGUGUCUAUGUGUGCGUGUGUCUCUCUCUCUCUUGAUAUCCGUACUCUGUCUGGACCAUGUCGUCCGUCGUCGUUCCGCCGGUGACCGAAAAAUAACGUUAUUUUUUAGAACCCGGGACGCGUUUCCCUCGAAAAUAAUGAUGUCAUUUAACCAUUACGGUUAUAACAGUUUGAAAAACGAACAGACCAACAAACGGCUGAGGACCGCCGAUUACGACCGGGAGUCGCGAACCACCAACAGUUCCGUGUCGUCGUACGAAGACGGCCGCCGCAAGAACGCCGAAACGCAGCCCAAUCACAUACUUUUGUUGACCAUCACCAAAGUGACGUACCCGAUAAACACAGACGUCAUCCACACCAUUUCCAAAGACCACGGUAACGUUCUGCGCAUAGUUAUAUUUAGGAAACGUGGUGUACAAGCCAUGGUAGAAUAUGAAGAAGUGGAACACGCCAUAAGGGCCAAGCAGUUAAUGGACGGUGCCGACAUAUACCAGGGAUGUUGUACGUUACGGGUAGAAUAUGCCAAGCCGUCCAAGCUGAAUGUUUACAAGAACGACUCCGAAACGUGGGACUACACCACGCCAAAUCCUGGCGAGAAGAAAACCGCACCUCUGUUACCAGACCCUCCCAGAGCUCCCCUCAUAUCCACUCGACCUACAUUCCCUCGAUUUGAUUUCGAAUGUCGGGGUGGACUGUUGUCUACACCUCAUGAUUUACCUAAUAAUAAUUAUGGGGAUAGCUAUCCAGCGACGCCUGGACGUUGUGUACUAAUGGUCUAUGGUCUAGAUCCCGACAAAGCAAAUUGUAAUCGGCUUUUUAAUUUGUUUUGUUUGUACGGAAAUGUAGUUAAAAUUAAAUUUUUAAAAAGCAAGGAAGGUUGUGCAAUGGUACAGAUGGACAACGAAAUGUCUGUAGAUCGUUGUAUGGAUAAUUUGAAUAAGCUAACACUUAUUAGUGGUAAUGUGUUACAGCUGCAAGUAUCGAAGCAAAUGUAUUUGUCUGACAUUAUGGUACCUUAUGAUUUGCCUGAUGGCACUCCAUCAUUCAAAGAUUAUUCCAACUCAAAAAAUAAUAGGUAUCAUUCAAAUUCUAAUGGAAAAAAUCGGCGUCAGACCCCAUCCAGCGUGUUGCAUUUUUUUAAUGCUCCACCAAACAUAUCAGAAGCUGAUUUAUCCCAGACAAUAAGCAAAGCUGUAAAAGAUGUUGAUCUUAAAAUUAUCAUUAAGAUGUUUCCACCUAAAGGUACAGAAGCACGUAGCUCAUCUGGGCUUGUUGAGUUUACAGAUAUGGCUAUAGCUGUGGAAGUGAUAAUGGCUGUCAAUCACUGGCCAAUAAAAUGUGAAACAUCCAAGUUUCCAUAUUUACUCAGACUAUGUUUUUCAUCGCUGCCCAAAGGAAUAGCGAAUGCCGAGAUGGCACAGUGACAUUGCGCUGCUUAAUGAACUACCGUAUCUCAUGUUUGUCAAUUAUUACUUUUUAGUGCAUAAUAUUGGGUUAUUUUUAUUUUUUAAAGAGAAAUCGACUAUGUUUCACAUUUCCUAUUAAUAAAGGACUAUGGUUAAUGUCUACCACCCCCUUAAAUUGUUUUUCAUAUAUUUAUUAUUAUUAAAUAUUAUAAUAAUUGUUUUUUUUUUCUGUAUUUGUAUUAUUAAAUAAUGUAGACUUGUCAAUUAUGAAAUCAAACCAUAUCUUUACUAUUUUUGUUUCUAUAUUUAUAAUUUAUACUUUUGUGUACUUAUUUUUGAUAAGUUAAUUUCAGAAUAUGCCGAGAUUAGGGAUAAGUGGUGGGACCAAAACCAUAAUCUUGCCAAUAAACUGUCCUAAUAAAGAAUUUGAAACAUAUUUUUUUGUCACAAAAUGCUAAUGAUGCGUGCACAUUUAAUAUGAUACUGAAAUAUAUGAUUCCUAUUAUUAAUAUUAUUAUUGAUUAUGGUACUGGUACUAUUUGUUUUAGGAGGAAUAUUUUUCCCAGAGAUAUUUAGCUUGAUAGUAGAUUGUUUUUAAAUUUGUUAAUACUUGUAAGUAAAAACAAUUCGUUUUAGUUUUGUUUUAAUAGUACUAGAUCCAUCAUAGUUGUUUUAUGUUUUAUUUAUUUUGCAACAAUUAUAAAGAUUUAGUUGAAUAUUUAAAAUGUAUAUUAGACUAGUUAUAAUAAAUUAUUAGGUUGUAUUUAUUUUAUUUUUAAUUUUAGAAUAAAAUUGAUCUAUGAUUAAAAAUUAUUAUAUAAGUUACCACUGUUUUUAGUUUCCUAGCAACUUGGGUCAUUGAAUGUAGUAACUUCAAUACCAAAUAGAUUGUGAACUUGUUUCAUAUUAUUUUAACUAAACAAAAAUUUUAUGUAUUUGAGUAAGUUAUGUUGUAGUAUUCUUUUUAUUUUUCAUUACAUUUUCUUAAAAAUACUUUUGAAAUUGUUGUGUUCAAUCCUGUCUAAUUCUAAAUAAUUAUUUAAAAACUAUACACCACAAAUUACAUUAUACUAUUAUCAUUUAAUUGAUAGGUAUAUGUUUUUUCUCACUAAAUUAAAACUAUUGUUAUUUUGAUUCUAAUUAUGUUAAUGAUUUUUUUUUUUAAGCAUAAAAUAAUAAGCCGACUGAAUUCUAUUUUUGCAGUUAACUUCUGCUAGCUGCAGUUAUAACUUAUGAUAUAUAUUCUUGAAUCGUAAUCGUAAUGGUAUUGUAGUAUUUUACACAAAUAUACCUUGAUGAGUCAAAAUUUAA